This is a messenger RNA of Laetiporus sulphureus 93-53, 390 nucleotides long. RefSeq lists its product as uncharacterized. The transcript is spliced from 3 exons. Lineage: Eukaryota; Fungi; Basidiomycota; Agaricomycetes; Polyporales; Laetiporaceae. The record is from RefSeq and is a predicted model, not a curated record. The annotation marks the transcript as partial.
GUCGAACGGUGGGACAUAAAGGCAAUCACCUUUUGUCACACGUUCAAAUUAUGCCCAUAUCCUGCUCGAACAUUUUGUCGCCAUAACUGCAACUUUUCAUCCGCAAAGAGCGUGUCUACGUCUACCGGAGCAGGCGCGUCCUUCGGCACGCAGUCUACUCCUCUGGAGGCCACCGAACAGGAGAAGCCCAUGGGCGUGUCGUCUGUGAGUGGUGAAAAUGUUGAGGCUCUACUAGAUGCACAGCAGCGGUAACAGUAUUUCCAGGACGUGGAGAUGGGGAAGCGGAGCGUUGAUCAGGUGGGGUCCGAGUCUGGGACGUCAUCGGAGGGCAAGGUGAAGCAGGAUUGAUCGGUGGUUGAGUUGCGUGCCGUAUGAUGUGUCGAGAAGCGU